Molecule: messenger RNA, 4524 nt
Organism: Varroa destructor (honeybee mite)
Lineage: Eukaryota; Metazoa; Arthropoda; Arachnida; Mesostigmata; Varroidae
Biological process (GO): tRNA-type intron splice site recognition and cleavage
Cellular component (GO): tRNA-intron endonuclease complex
Source: RefSeq, a predicted model, not a curated record
UCGAAUCUUGUAGGCUAUGAUAAAAGCAUGUUUUAUUCUCAAUUGAAUAAAAUAGAGAGAAGGUUCAGAAUAGACAAAGUUAAUUGGUUUAUGCGACGCGUAAUGCAGUUGUCCUGUAUAAAAGUAUUAUUUUGUUACGCUCUUUAUAGUCAUACCAAAUGGUCGUUAUUGCUGUUUACACCUAUACUGAAUACAUCUUGCUCAUUGUUUGAAUUCUGCAAAACAGGCUUUCUGCAUCUGGUGCUAUCCCACGGGAAUGCCAGCACCACUUUAAUAGAUAUAUUCCUUAUUUGUUUACAUUGGUUAUAAACAGGCUGCUCCCAUGUUUGGCUAUGCAAUUUCAUCCCGUAUGCAGCUAAAAUAUCCAGAUCGUUAUUUUUCAACAUCGAUUUUAUUGCAAUAAUUGACAGAUAAAUAUGAAAAAGAGGCAAUCAUCAGUACUGUAAUCUAGAACUUCGUUUUUUAGCACGCUCAUAGUUAUCUUCGGAGUCGAGUCCAGUUGUUCAUUCAACAUAGAGGAAGCUAGACGACUCAACUUUUCAAGAAACAGCUCUGAAAGCACAAAAACCUCGGGUUGCUUCAGUAGCAGACACACUGCUAAUUUGAACGUCGAUAAGGCGCUGCAACGCUCAUCACGGAAGUUGCUGCAACAACUCCAAUUGAAAAACAAUUGUGUAUGGUACUCGAGUCGCCAACGUGAGGGUAGAGUGGUCCGGCAGUACCCGUGUAGCCCCCACCAACCACAGAUGCUUACAAAAAUCAGUAACCUGACUGGUAAACGGGACCCAUUGAAAGACUUACAAAAUUCUGGAUCUUGUGAAUAAUGGCGGAACGAUAUAGUUCAGAAAGUAAUGUGGAUUCGGAAAGCUCCGCCUCUUCGAUGGAAGUGGAUCUUGACCUGAUGGAAUACCCACGAAGUCAACACAGUCCUCCACCGGAGCUAAUGACAGCUAUUGAUCCCUGGGCCCUUCAAGUGGUGCGUCAUGAAUCCACUCAAGCGAUUUCACCGGAAGUUAUCGCUAUCAGCUCUGACGAGAAUGAAGAACCAGCUAGCCACCCGGCACCAACCUUGCACCCAACACCUACGCCAGGUCCUUCAACUUCGACAGCAAACUCGCAGCUCAUGGCUCUCAUGCCAUUCAGGGAUGAUGGAUCCGCCUCACGUUUUGGUCCAAUCGGAUGGAGAAACGCACCACCAAAUUUAAAUAAUGCUAUUGGCUCCGUCGCGGCAUCGGGCGAUGAAAUUGGAGACGAACUUUACAGGAGUGCUAUUCACAUUGUGCUUAACCAGGUGAUAAAUAAUUCGGGAACAACAAACAACACAGCGCCACCUACUCAGAACGAAUGCAAUCGGCCCAGUCGCCUCAGUCCAGACGAAGAGCCUCUUCAUAACGAACUUGGGCAGCGGCCAUCAAACUUAAGACAUUUGCGAAACUAUGCAAGCAAACCUCACCGAGAUCUUCCUAGUUCUCUUCACGCAACCGACUCUCAGUCGAGCUAUCGAAUUUCGGGUAGACCUCGCCCAGGCGUGCUGCGUGUUACUAGAGACCUAAGCCAGCGUCAGGGACUUGAACACUUGAUGUCCUCUUCUUCAUCUGAUCCUGGAACGGCAUCUGUAUCUGGCUCGGCAACGGAUUCUGGCUCAGACGCAGACGAGGAAACCGAGUCAGAUACCGAAGUUGACGACCAGGACGAAUCUCAGUGGUAUGGGGCAAAUGGUCACGCUUCUCGGCCAAACUCUCCGACCUCGAAUAGAUUCUAUGGAUCGGCGCCAAGCUCUGCGUCAGCGAUUGCUAAGGUAGUAACCGCUUUUAGCAGUGGCCCCUCUACGGCGGCUGGGGCGGCCACGGCCGUGAGGACGCACAUUGAAGAACCAAUGCCUUCGUCACUCAUGGGAUCAGCUUUCGAGCCAACUCUUGGCGCUUGUAGUGCUUCGUCGGCCACACCCUCUAGGAGCCAAGCAGCGGUGCGUAAAUCAUCUGCUAUGGAAUCAUCUCCGGGGUGUCAACAGCAGGAACAACAGCGACUCAAAGAUGAAGCAGAAAAGGAAAAAGAACGACAGGAGCGGCUAGCUAUACAGGUAGAGAUUGAGUUACGGGUUCCCCGCCUGCCUCAGUACGGUGACAUUGAGGUAACCACGUCGAAUGGAACUAAACUGAAAGCUAAUUUUCCUGAAGCUACCACUAUAGAGGCAGGCGCGAAGUCUCCUCGCAAGCCUCCAAGGCCUUUAAGAAAGAUUAUCCAUGGUCACGAUCCCAAUAUACUCCAACAAGCAAUUAAACAUCACGAAGAGACAAUAGAAGCUGCUGAAUCCCUGAAAAAGUUCCAGAUGGGUUCCAUUCUACAGGCUAAAUGGCUUCCUGACAGGCAUAAAGCUGAGGUAACCUUACGAAGAGGAAAAAUGAUUGAGACUAUGGGAUCAGCCACGAAUCCGGUGAUGCUCGAGUUCUACGAGGCACUCUACCUGCUGGAGCGCGGCAAGCUUCACUUGGUGUGUUCAGAAGGGGUGCCAAUGUCAGUCUUCGACGCGUAUGCGACCCUUUUACGUAAUGAAGCUGAUCAUGAGUUACAUCUUUUGUUCGAAUAUCUCAUGGAGGGGAGCUGCAUAGUCGUUCCAUAUAAAAAGCCACCUAAACGACGAAAACCGACAGCGAAAGACAGCACCGAAGAAGAAAAACUUCUGUUGGCAGCACAAUCUCUUGCAUUGCCAGUGGUACCUGCCCAGUCUGCUUUUUCGAAGGAUUCCGAUUCGGAUCUUGAGAUAAUUUCGUGCAAUAUGCCGUUACCGGAUAAUAAGGACAAGACUCCGAAGGAAAUUGAGUUGGCCUACACGCCUGGGCCGAUUUAUAAGGGCAAGCCUAUUUCAUUUGUAGACAUUUCGUGUGCGGGCCAGUCGCUUAUUUUGCCCACGAUUCCGCCUGAACUAUCACCGGCUUGUGUAGCUCAUGACGUUAGUAAUGCUAACGGUGUUAACAAGACAACUACUGUUGGAAGCCAACCGUCAAAUGUCUUCAUAGCGGGGCGUUCGCUGACUAUACUUGAGGAAUGGGUCACCGCGUUGGGCAGUGAAAAAGUGGAUCCGCUCAAUGAGGAGACGGGCGAGUACCUAGAAUUAAGCCCGAUUACAAAGGGCAGACUACGAAAGCGGAAGGGUGACUGCUCAACGACAAAAAAAGGAGCUGCUACCAAGAGGGGCAAAAGGAAUAAACAGUUUGCAGCGAUGGAGGCCGCGCAGGCACAGAUGCAUAGUACUCUAGCGGCCAUGCUACAACAGGGGCCCGUACCAGGCUCUUUCAUGUUCCCGCCGGGUUCGGCUGGAACUAUGCCUGAUGCCUCGACGGAGCGUUUCCAUCGCCGUUGGUUCCCUAGAUGGUUCGAUGGGCUAGAGUUGGGCGUGCAUUCAUCUUCUGUGCAGAGCACUCUGCACAGGUUUACUCGAGACGGAAUUCCGCUAAUUCCUUUCGCAAAAAACUGGUAUGAGUACAAGCAAGAAUUCGCUAGAAUCGUGGCCGAACGGGGAAGUGGCGUUGACAACGUGUACGAUAAGCGGAGUGCCUUGUAUAGCGGAACUACAAAACCAAUGAUGACCGGUACCAAAGGAAACAUGACUUCACUUAUCUUUGAGGAACUUACCCUCGGUAAAGAGGUCACAGAGAACCUGGCAGCACUCUUAGAAGGAUUUGGACGUUUGGCAGACGGCGACGAAGAUGAGACAGACAAGAAAACUACCGAUCAGUCUGUAAAACCUUUAAGCGAAGAACCAACGAAGGAGGGACAACCGCAGUUAAUAUCUGUUAUAGAUGUUCCACAAGACAACAAUCAUGAAUUCCGUAAGAAACAUUCAGUCAUCGUUAAAGACGAACAAAAUUAUCGUGCAGAUAAGACUUCUUCCUUGAUUACCCCAGAUUUAUUACAAACAGUACUUUCUACGAAUUCAAAAAACAGUCUCAUUGGUCAUUUAAACGGUACUUCUACAACCGCAUCGGAAUUAGCCUUAGACAGUCCUACCAUGGGAGCAGGUCCUGACGAAAAUACUAUAUCGAUCCCACUAGCUUCUCUGAGCACUGACUUACUAAUCAAUGAGUGCAAGCAAAGCGAAGGCGUUGAUAUUAUUAAUGAAGGAAUCGGCACGACUGUCGAUAUAUUAUCAUCCAAAUAUAAUCCUUCGGAGUCUCAACAACAGAGUAGUAGUAGUAGUAGAAAUGAGAAGUUGGAGCCAAGUUCAGAUCAACAACGAGAUCAGCUUAGUCCGCCGAAGUCAGCGCCACCGCGUAUCGUAUUUGAUGUAUAUACUGAUUCGGAGUAUUCGAAAAACUCCCCGUCGCUCCCAGACUUCCGGGUAGUUUUGCUCCCAAAUGGAUCGAAGGGCCUUCUGAAGUUCAGGGACCUCGUUCGUUUAAGCGUCGAAGCAGACGAUACCACCCUUCUCAUCGCCCAUGUCGUUGACGGGAGAGUUCGCACUAGGCAAGUGAUGCCCUUUAGCAUACCUAGAUACAAUUAAAUGGAUGCUGCAGCGAGAGGGAA